Physcomitrium patens is the source of this 942-nucleotide messenger RNA. RefSeq names its product small ribosomal subunit protein uS7. NCBI's taxonomy places the organism in Eukaryota, Viridiplantae, Streptophyta, Bryopsida, Funariales, Funariaceae. Gene Ontology annotation, cellular component: small ribosomal subunit. Gene Ontology annotation, molecular function: RNA binding; structural constituent of ribosome. Gene Ontology annotation, biological process: translation. The record is from RefSeq and is a predicted model, not a curated record.
GUGCAAGAAGGCCACGGAGCUGCAUAGUAGCCCUCUUUUCCAAGCGCCAUCGGUCGAGCCCCCUCGCCUAGACCACUCCCACGCUCCUCUGCCGCGCCAACCAUGGCUGUCGCGCAACCUGAAGUCAAGCUUUUCGGGCGCUGGUCGUUCGACGACAUCGAGAUUAACGAUAUCUCUCUGGCGGAUUACAUUGCCGUGUCGGUGGACAAGCAUGCCACCUUCGUGCCCCACACCGCCGGGCGGUACUCCGUGAAGCGUUUCAGGAAGGCGCAAUGCCCCAUCGUUGAGAGGUUGACGAACUCCCUGAUGAUGCACGGGCGCAACAACGGGAAGAAGUUGAUGGCGGUGCGCAUCGUGAAGCACGCGAUGGAGAUCAUCCACCUGCUGACGGACCAGAACCCCAUCCAGGUCAUCGUGGAUGCCAUCAUCAACAGUGGUCCUCGUGAAGACGCAACGCGUAUCGGAUCCGCUGGAGUGAUCAGGAGGCAGGCCGUGGAUAUUUCUCCAUUGAGGAGGGUGAACCAGGCGAUCUACUUGCUGACGACGGGUGCGCGAGAGUCGGCGUUCAGGAACAUCAAGACGAUCGCGGAGUGCUUGGCGGACGAGUUGAUAAACGCGGCCAAGGGUUCGUCGAACAGCUACGCCAUCAAGAAGAAGGACGAGAUCGAGCGUGUGGCCAAAGCCAAUCGUUAAGCUAGUAUCAGGAUGGUGGUUGCUUCGAUAAAUUCUCUCCGAAUUACCUCAAGGGGUGUUACUUUAUUUGGAGCCUCUGAGUGACAGAUGUUCUGGUAUGAAGACGUUUUACUAGCAUGUGGUGGUGUAAGUUGAUGUUAUUUUGAUGUCCUUCUUCGUGAGAGUGUAUGGGUUGGCAAGAGUGUCGUUUGUAUCCAUCAUGUGACGGUGUUGACUCGCAAUCCGGAGGAUACGUUUUUUUGUGUUACA